AUGAAACAUCCUGAUGCAAAACAGCGACAUUCGUUCUUUCAGCCACUGCAGAUGCGACCAACCAAUCAGAUGAAUGAUGGUCGCGAAACCAGUGGCAAUCGUAACAACAAUGAUGGCGACGAUAGGAUCGCGAAACUCAAACAGAAACCUGUUCCAAAACGGCGGCUCCGGCAUGCAAAUAGCAGUGAAAGCGACAGUGAAAGUGACAGUGAUGAUGAAGUUCCCCUUUCCCUUUUGGCCAGCAUCAAACCAACAAAGUCGACAGCAACGACAACCCAAAAGCGUCAACGAACAUCCAAGACACAGCGCCGAGAGACUAAUGCCUUGCAAACAAAACAGAGCAAGUCGAACAAGAGGACGGCUGUUCAUGACCUUAGAAACCAGGGAUCUGCUUCCAAAGCCUCACGCCAAACUACAGACCGAAAAUCCAAACCAAAGGCUACGGUGCAAACCAUGUUGUCAUUUGCCGUCCGACCAAAAAGAGAGUCUUCCCAGUCCAGUCAAUCUACAAAAAAUGAAGCUUGUGUGCAGCCUAGAGAGCAACGAGCAGCUGCUUUGUCAUCCAGCAGCGAACUGACACGGGAUGAUAACAGGAUGGAUUUGUCGACGACAUCUCCUGGUCAAUCACCAAGUCUGACUGAUGGAACUUCCGCUUCAUCUUCAAGCAAUACAAUCGAUACUAUCAAUGGGUCCUCGCAACUGCAGGAUACUGAAGAAACAAAAGAGGAAGAAACGGUAGAAACAAAAAGGAAGAAGAAGACACUGCGCCGCAUUGUGAGUACAGAAUCCGAAAUUGAUUUUGAACCGCCAGUUCCACAGUCUCCUCCGCACUCUUCCUUGUUGUCCCAACUCUACCAACGGGAAACCCGAGGCAAUCGGAUUCCAUCUUGUUUGGCACAACCCAAAAAAUGGAAGACUCCCUCGUGGGUGCGUUUGGGACAACCACCCUGUGUUGGAGGAUAUCAAAAUUCCUCCCGCAAAAUUGAUCACCUCGCCUGGGAUACCAUGGGAGUCUUGUUGGCAGUGGCAUCUCAUUCGACGAUUCGGAUUUACCAUUGGGACAUGGUACGAGCAGCCUACUUGCAAGGCCAGAAGGACCAACAACAUUGCAGAAGAACUAAAAGAAGGAACCAACAAGACCAUGAGGUCGAAAAUUCAGAAUUUGUCAUUCCUCCAGUGCUACAAUUUCGAGUGGCCAAUGCGAUUGCUUCCUUGGCAUGGAAUCCUUUCAACGAAGAUCAGUUGAUUGUUGGGUACAGAAUCACCGGCGAAGUUCACAUGUACAAUGUUGACCGAUUGGCGACUUGGCAGUCCAAAAAUCCAAGAAAUCUUGCAUCCCUUCCACAUCAGUCCACGUACUGGCAGCUUUCUCACCCUCGCACUCGAGGUUCCGCCAAUGCCAUUCUUGUUCUUGAUAGUACAACUAUAUUGGUAGGCCUCGGUGCGAUGGUGCAUUGCUGGAAACUCAGCAAGGGACGAAAGACUUCUCUGCUCUGGAGGUAUCAACCCCCUGCAGGCGUGACUUGUGCCCGUCAGUUGGGUGCCAAUUUGGUGUUACUAGGUACCAAUCGAGGACACAUGUGCCUGCUGAACUGGAAAAAGUGGAACACAGAGCGUUCAUUCUCCACCGAAAAGAAGCCACUUGUUAUGCAAGAAUGGAUACCUCAUUCCACCAUUCGAUCGUCUUUGAACCAAGAUCAACGUGGUCGAAUGGGGAUCAUCAAUAUCAAGGUCGAAACCAGCUGUCCCAGUUAUGAGGGUACCAAUGCAAAUACGACAAUGAAAGGUAUCGAAAGUCAAACAAAUUUUUGGGGAUGUUGUAGAAUUUCGUGGGUAACGGUUAGUGGCUGGUUGAUGUCCACUACCAUGAGAUCGCCCAAUGAGAAGAGCCCGGCCGAGAUAUGUAGAGCGACCGCCCUUGUCAAGUACAAGAAUUCCGAUGGCACGUCGAAGGAAUCUACACGACAGGAAUACAGUCAACCGCAUGAUCCUGUCACAGUCUGCACCAAUAGCAAGUGGAUGUGUUGGUCAAGCGUUCCAGCAGUGACCAAGGUUCUGCCACAUCACGACAAGCGUGUGUUGGAUGGUCAGCUUCAGGUCUUGCGUUCCGAAAAGAGAUUGCUUCACUACCGAGAUGGCGAGUCUACCCACACGAUCAAACUGGCUGGAAUGACUACGCCACAAUCGUUUGCCAUCCACCCGGAUAGGGAAUGGAUCGCAAUGGGAGUGGGGGCACGUGUUGUUUUGCUGGUUGGCCGCAAUUAG
Cylindrotheca closterium is the source of this 2265-nucleotide messenger RNA. Lineage: Eukaryota; Bacillariophyta; Bacillariophyceae; Bacillariales; Bacillariaceae. The record is from the annotation of a GenBank genome assembly.